Manihot esculenta (cassava) is the source of this 2405-nucleotide messenger RNA. RefSeq lists its product as uncharacterized. The record is from RefSeq and is a predicted model, not a curated record. NCBI's taxonomy places the organism in Eukaryota, Viridiplantae, Streptophyta, Magnoliopsida, Malpighiales, Euphorbiaceae. Bases 537 to 2183 code for a protein of 548 amino acids. The transcript is spliced from 11 exons.
GUUUGAUUUAUGUAUUUAGCUGAACUGUUUAUUUUCAUUUACUUAAAUUCGAUUCUUUUGAAUGUGGAUUGUGGAAACAGAUGUGGGUUAUGCUUCAAUUUUAAUAAUGUGCAGUUUUUAGUAUAAUACUUCUACUUGUUAAAAUUGAGUUGAGCUAUUGUCAUUUCAGUGUCGUCUUUUAACUGAAGAUUUGAUGAAAUCUGAAAGCUUUAUUUAAGAUUACAGUUCUCUGAGGUCCACCCAGAAUUAGAGUUUGAAGUUUGAAUCUAAAGUGUCUUUCAGUGGUCUUGUUCCUUGGCCUUGCUCUACAUUUUAUUUGGACCUCAGAUAAUGUCAGGAGUAUCUAUGAGCAAGAUCUAAACUUGGUCACUACGAAAAUUGAUCAUAUCUAUUCUAGCUUUCCAAGGAGAUGCAUGCAUCAUAUUUGUAUGUGGUACAAAAUUUAAUUUGUUGAAGUCUCAGGAUAGGAUAUCAUAUGGGAGGUCAUAUUCAUGGAGAUUUAACCAAUACUUCUUCAACAUCAGAUCAGGUUAGGCAUGAAUCGAGUAAAUAUUACAUUGUUGAAAGGCACACUCAUCACAGAAAGCAGGUCCUUUUAUCAGGUCAACUGUGAUGCUGUGAGCAACACAAGUCUUCUUGAUGAUUCUUUUGAAUUCCGCUUAUCAGUAGAUGGCAUUAUCUCCAGUCUAGUUACAUUGACCACUUAUUUGCGUCACCGAUUGAUUCGUUUUAUUGAAGAUCUUGUUCUCCAAGAUGAAGGAUGCUCAGGGAGUUUGGUGUUCUGUUCCUCUGGACCACAUUCAAGAUCUUCUAGUCAUAACAUUCAUACAUUUGAUAGGGAAGCUUGCUCAUCAUCCCAUAAAUUUUAUACUGCUGAUACUAGCCCUGGAAUCUGUGGAAGAACCUCAGAUAUGAGGGAAGAAUUACUUGUAAAUACAAGUUAUGAAAUUAUAAAGAGCAGUUAUAGUCAUCAAGGUUUCUCCCUUGUUAUUAAAGGGUUGAUGCUUCCACUGUUUGGUUUUCGACUUGCCUGGAGAUUGGCAUUGGCCUCCUUGAGAUUUUCAUUCUAUUAUGUCAGAUGGGCACAACUUCAAGUUCGUAGCAUUACAUCUCGAGUGCGUAAAACUUUGCGUGGUUCAUCUGACGAUAUUGGAUGGUUGCCACGUACACCUGGAAUGGCUCCUGUGGAGGAUGGCACCGCUAGAUUCCUAGAGCUGCUUGGAAAAAUAAGGAAUGGAGAGCACACACUUCCCAACUCAUUUGUUUAUCUGUUAAUACCGGGCCUUUUUAGUAAUCAUGGUCCUUUGUAUUUUGUGGGCACUAAGAGAUUCUUUUCUAAGAUGGGUCUAGCUUGUCACAUUGCAAAAAUUCACAGUGAGGCAUCAGUGGAGCACAAUGCAUGCGAACUGAAGCAUUACAUUGAGGAACUCUACUGGGGCUCAGGAAAGCGUGUGAUGCUGCUUGGGCACAGCAAGGGUGGGGUUGAUGCUGCUGCUGCAUUGUCAUUGUACUGGUCUGACUUGGAAGAUAAAGUUGCUGGACUGGUACUGGUGCAAAGUCCAUUUGGUGGAUCUCCCAUAGCUUCUGACAUUCUCCGUGAAGGCCAAAUUGCAGACAAAGAAACCCGGAAGAUCAUGGAACUUUUGAUAUGCAAGCUCAUCAAGGGUGACAUUCGAGCAUUAGAAGAUCUCACUUAUGAUAAACGGAGGGAGUUCAUCAUGAAGCACAAGCUCCCUGAGCAAAUCCCUCUUAUCUCAUUUCACUCCGAGGCAAGCAUCGCGCCAGGUGUCCUUGCUACAAUGACACAAAUAGCACAAGCUGAACUUCCUUGGCUUCCGCUUCCAAGACUUGGGGUUCAGGAGCCUGAUGGUGUUGUUCAAGCAGGAUGUCAGGUACCAGUUGUGAUGCCCAUAUCUGCUGCCAUGGCUGUGUGUGCAUUCCACUUGCAGCUUAGGUAUGGAGAGAAGAGCGACGGAUUAGUAACUUGCCGAGAUGCUGAAGUUCCGGGUUCAGUUGUCGUCAGACCAGACAGGAAGCUCGAUCACGCAUGGAUGGUUUAUUCUUCAGGUAAGAAGGAUCCUAAUGAGCCUGAUUGCAGUGAAAUGUGUGAGGCUCUUUUGACCAUGCUUGUGGAGCUUGGCAAGAAUAAGGAAGUAUGCUCAUUGCAUGGUUAUUGUGAAUGAUGCAAAGCUUAAAGUAGCAAUUUUGGAGACUCUACAACAAUCUUUCUUCCAAAGGAGUUUCUUUUUUUUUUUUUCAAUGAAGUGUUUGAGCUUUGGCUUAAUAGUUUUUUCUGAAAUGGAAAACCUCAUAAGCAAUUUCAAUAUUUUUGGGUCUAACUUUAAUUGAGAAAUAUUGUAAAAUCAAUGGAAUUAAAAAGAAAAAAGGAUUGUUCCAAUUCCUUA